Molecule: messenger RNA, 355 nt
Organism: Pseudomassariella vexata
Lineage: Eukaryota; Fungi; Ascomycota; Sordariomycetes; Amphisphaeriales; Pseudomassariaceae
Exons: 2
Coding region: 1-234 (77 amino acids)
Source: RefSeq, a predicted model, not a curated record
AUGGCUACCAUCGCCGCAGUCUUGCUUUUCAGCUUCGGCAUGCCCUCAUACUCAUCCUUUGACAGCUUUAUUCGAUGCUUCGCUAAGUCCUCGGGCAGCCUGGACGUAGAAGAAGCCCUUAAACCCCGACACAUGAUCGCGCAAAAGAAACUGCGGGCUAUUGUUGGGGAUCUAGCCUUCUUCGAGGAUGACGAUACCGACUUCGAGUUUGGGUUCUACUUUGGAGUCGAGUGAUGCGGGUGAUCUGGGAGUAGUAACAGGGGUUUGUGGAUGACCUGUGCUUUGGGGCUUUGGUUCGCCGCAUUCUGAUCUAAAUUUUGGUUUGGGGAUUAGCAUGAAGACCAAGAGAACUGGG